ACGAUACUUGUUUUUUUAUAAUUCCGUUUAUACACAAAAUAAUACAUCGUUUUUGAAAUGUUAUCGGACUCCAACGCCUUACACCUGUAUUAAAAGCUGUAUCAAUAAAAAAAAACUAACAUGACGAGUGCUACUAUUCAGGAGAUCGAAGGGAUAGACGACUACUGGGGUCCGGCGUUCCGUUCAGUGUACGAAGGAGACGGACAUGAGGCGUUCGUGCAGCAACUCGACGAGCGCAUCAAGCAGCAUGACAAGGAGAUCGAGAAACUAUGCAACUUCCACUACCAGGGCUUCAUUGACUCAAUCCGUGAGUUGCUCCAAGUCCGCUCACAUGCCGAAGAGCUGCAUGCUGAGAUAUCUAAUGUGGAUGCCAAUGUCAAGGAGACUACUGAAGGCCUCUGCUCCCGGGCCGAGGAGUUGAUCAGGGCGCGUCGUGUAGAGCUGAACAUUGCAGCCACAAUAGAAAAGAUGGAGCUCUGCCUCCCGCUGCUUACUACUUAUUCCAAAUUGAAGACACAGGUCGAGGCUAAGAGAUACUACCCGGCUCUGAAAACACUCGAACAAUUAGAACACGUUCUACUGCCGCGUGUAGGGCCAUACAAAUGGUGCGCGCAGAUCGCGGCCGACAUACCGCGACUGCGGCAAGCCAUACGGGACGCGUCCAUGGCCGACCUCAGGGGCUUCCUGGAGAACAUACGCCGGCUCAGCCCGCAGGUCGGUGCGAUGGCGUUAAAGCAAACUCAAGACAUGCUCGGUAGAAGCUUGGCUACUAUUGUAAAAACUAAGAAGGACAUGGCCGUGCUCGGCAUCGCUCGCGAGCACCUGGGGCCGCAGUGUCCGCACGAGCUGGUGGACUUCAGCCCGCUGCACCGCUGCCUGCACAUCCACGGCGUGCUGGGCGCCAAGAACGACUUCAUACAGUACUACAGAGCACAACGCAAGCAGCAAGCGCGCUUGGUGCUGAUCCCGUCGGGUAACCUCCACGACAACAUACAAAGCGUGAAGAACUACCUCAACGCAGUGCUGGGAUUCUUCAUACUGGAGGAGCAUCUGCUCAGCACUGGUGCAGGGCUGGUUUCCAAGGAUUGGCUUCUAGACACAUGGAGUAUGUCGGUGACCAAGGUGGCUUCGACUCUACGGACCAACACAUCGCUCAUCACAGACCCGACUCUCAUGCUGAGCAUCAAGCAUCAGAUAGUGCUGUUUAUUAACACGCUUAAAUGCUACGGGCUGCCCGCGGAUCCGCUCCCUCUACUCCUGCAAGAGAUGGCAGAGCACUACACGGAGGUGCUGAUGCAGCGCUGGGUGGUCGUGUUCAGGGAUAUACUCGACAACGCCACCUUCUUGCCCAUCGAGGUGGCUGAUCAAGAGCAAUACGACGGCGUAAUGGACACAUUCCCUUACGACGGAGAAGAAUUAGAAGCACAGGGUUUCCCCAGGAAGUUCCCAUUCUCGUCAAUAGUCCCCGCGGUGUACGUGCAAGUGAAGGAGUUCAUAUACGCGUGGCUCAAGUACUCGGCCGGCCUCGGCCUCGGCGGGGGCCGGCGCGCGGCCGCGGCCAGGCACUCGGCCUCGCUGCUGCUGAGCAGAUCCUUCACUGGAUGUCUGUCGGCGCUGUUCCGGCAUCCUUUGCCUCUGAUGCAACUUGUCCAGAUAAUCGUGGACACCCACUAUCUCGAAGACGCGACCAUAUGCCUUUACGAGUUUAUAAGCAACAUCACCGGUUCAGAGCUGGUCACUACACAGGCGGCAGGCAGCAUGUUCCAAGCGGCCCGCGACGACGCAGAGAAACAAAUCUGCGACAACCUCGAAAAGAAAGUGGACGAGUUCCUUGACCUCGAGAACUACGACUGGUUGCUGGUCGAACCGACCGGACAGGCCUCCGCAUUCGUUACAGACAUGCUGAGCUACCUGUCCGGGGUGUUGACUUCUUUAGAACAGCUACCAGAGCGGGCCAGAGUGGCAGCGGUGCGCGCAGCGACCAACCGCAUCGCGACCCGGCUGCGCAACCUGCUGCUCGACCCGGCCGUCAAGCAGAUUUCGUCCGGAGCGCUGUACCAGCUGGACCUGGACGUGAUACAGUGCGAGCAGUUCGCGGCCGGCGAGCCCGUGCCCGGCCUCAGGGAGGGCGAGCUACUGGAGCAGUUUACUAGUCUACGCCAGCUUCUCGAUCUGAUCACCGGCUGGGACUGGUCGUCCUACCUCCACGACAUCAACAUGGAGGGCAACAAGUACAGCCUCGUGACUCCGCGCGAAGCCGCCACGCUGCUCGAAAAGCUGAAGGAAGCCGAGUCGAAAUCUUCCGUCUUUGCCGUUUUGAAGAAGAACGAGAGGGACAGGAGGAAGCUGCUCGACACCGUUUUGAAGCAGUUGAAACAACUGCAAAAUCAGGAUGGCUAGAUAUCCUUAACUAUAGCAGCACAGAAUAAGAAAUAGUACUACCGUACAGAAAGGAAACUUCCUACAAAACCGAAGUUUGACAGCGGUUCAGGGUCGAGCCAUGCUGUCUCUUUCUAAUAUAUGGCACUAUGCCUUUCGGCUAUUUAGGGUUGCCAAAAUUCAAGUUAUUAUCUUAUCUGUCGUCGUGCACGCAAAGGGUCGUCAAGUUGUGUCAACCCUAAUAAUUGCUCGGAGCAAUGCUGAGCCGAACGGAACCGAGUUUGCCCGAAGUCAAGAGUUUCGCAUGACCUAAGAGUGGUACUCCAUCGGUCCAAUGUCGUUGCAUUUCACUCUCUCAUUAAGCAAAAUGUGAGACAAAAUACACAUUGGACAGCUGGAAUACCACCCUUAUCAGCUAUAGCAAAGGGUAAUUUUAUUUACAGUAUAGCAGAUUAAAAGCAAGAAAACUUCGUGCCUCGAAUUUAAUAGCUGAAGUACACUCGCCAUCAGAUAUAUCGGGGCCGAGGUGCUCAAAAAUAUCUGAACACGCACUCUAACGCCUUGACAAUAGAGGCGUGCUCAGAUAUUUUGUGAGCGCCUCGGCCGCUCCGAUAUAUCUGAUGGCGACUGUAAGUACAUGUCACUGUAGCGCUAACUAGGGGCACGAUUGUUUCUACGAACCUCUUUAACAACCAACUCUUUGGGUUUUAUCAGUAUUUGUCUUGAAAAUCUUGAGAGCGAUCAAUUUGUAUUGCUAGUGGAAGUAAUAUUAUAAAAUAUAUCUCGCAUAUUUUAACCCCUCGAGUCGUAGGCAUAGACAAAACAAUGUCAGAAACUUUUAACGCUUUCGACUUUUCAUACAUUUUGUAUGAAAUCGCGUGGGGUUAAGCUUUUAGUGCCUUUGUGUGUUAACUCUUUGACCGCCUAAUGACUCCUCUACACGAUGGGCCAACGCUGGCCACUUCAAGGGACGCAGCCAUGCGGUAGACUGAGAUAGCAAUAUCACUUGUUCCCUCUAACGCAUAAAUGCGUCCCUUUGAGUGGCCGGCGAUGGCCCAUCGUGUAGAGGAGCCAUAAGAUGCCGCGCGGCUAC
Cydia fagiglandana is the source of this 3472-nucleotide messenger RNA. RefSeq names its product exocyst complex component 6 (gene Sec15). The record is from RefSeq and is a predicted model, not a curated record. Gene Ontology annotation, cellular component: exocyst; membrane. Bases 121 to 2400 code for a protein of 759 amino acids. The transcript is spliced from 16 exons. NCBI's taxonomy places the organism in Eukaryota, Metazoa, Arthropoda, Insecta, Lepidoptera, Tortricidae. Gene Ontology annotation, biological process: exocytosis; intracellular protein transport; Golgi to plasma membrane transport.